GUAAAAUGUCUAUUUAUUUUUUAUUUAUUUAUUUAUUUGUAACCUACAAUAUUUUUUUUUAGCGUGUUCGGUCCCUGGUGUGCGCGAAUUUGCGGCCGGCCAGAGGGGGCAGCCUGGUGCAGCAGAUUUUCCGCCGCUCUUUUUAUUUUCACCACGAUAACCGAAAAAUGACUGACGAGGUCAAAAGUGCUAAAGAUGCGCUUGUGUCUGCUCUCGUGGAGCUGUCAAAGGCAGCCAGUGAUGCGUCGAAAGCCACGUUCCUGUUCUUCAACGCGUUGGAAAACAACAACACUGACCGGUCGUUGUUCGAAGACCUGAUGGUUCCCAUCGUGGGGCAUGACUCGGUCCCUAUGCUUGCGAACAUGGGACACCACGACAAAAAGGAGGACAAGAAGAAGAAAAGAGCCCCUAAGGACCCCAAUGCUCCAAAGAAACCUUUGACUUCGUUCUUUUUGUACUCAAACGCCAUGAGAGAUAUUAUCGUCAAGGAGAGAAUGCUCUCGGGCGAAAGCAGCCUCUCACAACCUGAGAUCGCUCAGGAGACAUCCAGGAGGUGGAAGGAGCUCAGUGAAAGCGAGAAAGCCAAAUGGAAGGAGCUGUAUGAAGAGCAGAAAGCCAUGUAUGAGGAGGAAAACAAGAAAUAUCUUCUGGCAAAGGAAACCGGCGCUGCAUAUACUGCUCCUAAGAAACCGGAGACUGCUCCUACCCCUUCUAGCCUGAAGAAGAGCGACCACGAGAAGAAGAAGGAGAAGAAGAAGAAGAAGAAGGAAAAGCAGCAGCAGCAACAGCAACUCCUUAUGAGCGAAUAG
Molecule: messenger RNA, 809 nt
Organism: Ogataea polymorpha
Lineage: Eukaryota; Fungi; Ascomycota; Pichiomycetes; Pichiales; Pichiaceae
Exons: 2
Coding region: 168-809 (213 amino acids)
Source: RefSeq, a predicted model, not a curated record